GAAGUGUCUUGGCACUUCCAGCUAGCUAGCUAAUAAUAUGCUAGUUUGAACUUCACUUAACUGUUUUUGGUUCAACAGAGGCAUGAGACCGCACAGCUGACACUGACAGUGUGUACAACAUAAUAAUGUUAAAGUAGUUGGUAUCGUCAACAUAUUUUCUGUAAAAUAUGGGCUCCUUCCUAAUAUCAAAACCAAGAAAAUGUCAAUUACAUUAGCCCACACUUUCAUCCCAGCAAUGCUGGCUUUACUCCCCUAAAUAAUGUGAUUAGUAAGCUAUCAGGUAGUACCAGACUAUUAUGCACUAAAGGAGUGAGUAGACAUGAAGGUACCAACAGGAAAGAGGACAGACAGAGGGACCUAAAUAUCAGAGAGAGGCCUCCUUUUCCCAAGUCAGUGUUUGCUGCUGGAACAGCUAAGAUAACUGCUGAAUACCAAAAGAAGAGGGCUGAGGCAGCCCUGCAGGAGGAGGAACCAGACUUCCCCAGAAAGAACAAGAGAGUGGAAUCCCCAGACCACCCUCUCACUGCCUCAGAAUGGGAGAGCCUCAAAUUGACUUCACCGAAUGCUUUGACGUCCGGAUGAUGGCAUCAAUGCUGGCCGAUGGGACAAGUCCCUGCUGGACUACGUUUCCAUGGAUACCAGGACACUGUCUUAUGAGCUGCUUCUACAAUACCUCACCCUGUGUGUCGGCGGCGGCCACCACUUGUAUGACAUCAUGAGGAGCCGGUUCAUGACGUUAGACACCGGGGCCUCCAGCCUGUUCAUAAAGGGCUUCAGUAGAACAGAAGGAGGCACUGACCAUCCUAGAGAACAUCAAGAGGGCCAUCAUGCCACUGCUUGGGCCCUGUAUGCCGAGCUGAUGGAGAAGGGCCUCAUUCCCAACCAGGAGACAUGGCAGGCCCUGUUCCAGUGUGGCCUCUCCUCUCUCGUCAGGGCCACGGGGACAGGCUGCAGUCCAUCCUGCUCCAUAUAAGGGACAACCAGAUCUAUCCCAUGGAGACUCUGGCUAAAGAUAUCAAAGCUUGGUUUGAGAGACCAGAAGUGGAGUGGAAGCUGGUCCACCGUAGACCCCAGGGGAUUGUGUCUGAGCUGCCAGGCAGAGCUGGAAUUCAUCCCGCUGAGUCAGGAGGAGUACGCCCAGCUCAAGGACAAGGUGAUGGGGGAUUUGAUCCCAGGCAGAGACGUCUUAAAUGAGACCACUCCAGAGGAGCUGGAGAGCUUCAAGAACUUUGUCAAGUGGAAGCCGGCCUUUGUCGUGGUCAUAGAUGGACUCAACGUUGCCAACAUGUGCAUCAAAGGGAACCAGUCGCAGAUGAGGAUAUCAAGUUAUGACACCAUUGUCCAGACAAAUGGAAGCUCCUGGCACAUCCACUAUGAUGAGACUGGGGCAGAGGAAAGGACCCUGCUUCUGUUUGAUCUUCACAAACCGUAAAAUACAGUGUUCCUUAAUGAAACUCUAUAACGUGAAAAAAUUAUUUAAAAAAGACUCAAUCACUUUUAGUCCUAGAUUAUUAAAAAAAAUUAAACAUGUAUUCAGUAAAAGUGUGUAAACCACGCCCCUUCGAUUGACCCAGACAUUAAUCUACUGUUUCCGAGAACUACUUCCGGUGGUCAUUGUCGUGCUUUUUUUUUUUCCCUGAGCAGUUCUAGUUUCAGUUUCAACUUUUAUACAAAUUUACUUGUUUACCAACACAAUGUCCAGAGGGUCGAGUGCAGGAUUUGACCGACAUAUUACCAUCUUCUCUCCGGAGGGCAGACUCUACCAAGUCGAAUAUGCAUUCAAGGCUAUCAAUCAAGGUGGCCUUACCUCAUUAGCUAUCCGAGGACAAGACUGUGCAGUUGUAGUCACACAGAAGAAAGUUCCAGACAAGCUUCUUGAUGCCUCCACAGUCACACACCUAUUCAGAAUCACAGAAAACAUUGGCUGUGUCAUGUCUGGAAUGACGGCUGACAGCAAGUCUCAAGUCCAGAGAGCUCGCUACGAAGCAGCCAACUGGAAGUACAAGUACGGUUAUGAGAUCCCAGUGGACAUGCUGUGUAAGAGGAUGGCUGACAUCUCUCAGGUGUACACACAGAACGCUGAGAUGAGACCUCUGGGUUGCUGCAUGAUAGUGAUUGGUGUGGACGAGGAGUGUGGUCCCCAGGUGUAUAAGUGUGACCCUGCAGGAUACUACUGUGGCUUCAAGGCCACUGCUGCUGGGGUCAAACAGACAGAGGCCACCACCUUCCUGGAGAAAAAGGUCAAGAAGAAACUGGACUGGACCUUCGCGCAAACAAUUGAGACUGCGAUAACUUGUUUGUCUACGGUACUGUCCAUUGACUUCAAGCCCUCCGAGCUAGAGAUUGGUGUCAUUACAACUGAAGACCCUAAAUUCAGGAUCCUGACAGAGACCGAGAUCGAUGUCCACCUUGUGUCCCUGUCAGAGCGAGAUUGAGUUUUUCCUUAUGUUCCAGUCUAGAGGGGAGACUACCCUAGAAAGAUAACAGAGAGCACUACCACUGAUCUUCAGAACGGAAGUCCCGACUUCUUUUUUGCUGUACAUUUACGCUGUUCAAUUAAAGAGAAUGUUUUUGAGAAACUCAAA
This is a messenger RNA of Coregonus clupeaformis (lake whitefish), 2585 nucleotides long. Its product is annotated as proteasome subunit alpha type-6. The transcript has 11 exons. Gene Ontology annotation, cellular component: nucleus; proteasome core complex; proteasome core complex, alpha-subunit complex. The record is from RefSeq and is a predicted model, not a curated record. Gene Ontology annotation, biological process: ubiquitin-dependent protein catabolic process. Bases 1695 to 2435 code for a protein of 246 amino acids. NCBI's taxonomy places the organism in Eukaryota, Metazoa, Chordata, Actinopteri, Salmoniformes, Salmonidae.